UUGUGACUGGGGCACUUUCCAAAAUUAUCACGGUCACGUUAGAGGUGACAUACAAGUACAUCUCGAAAGUUUUUAACAGUCGAAUCUUAUAAGUUGCCUUGCUGCUAUUGAGUUUAAGAAACAGAAGAAGCUGAAGUCAUUGUUGACGAUGAAUGCCCUGCUUUCGUUAGUCCUCGCUCUGGUUACAGUUCAGGGAUCAUCCCUUCCUGCGUAUUUUGUUCCAGUACUUUUUACCUCUUAUGAAAUUCAAGUCCUACGCGGAGAAUCAACAAGAACUUACCAUGCAGCCCUCUGUGGUGGUUGCACCUUUGAUGGGUUGACAGCUGUAGUUCAAGUAGACUUGUUAAGCAAUCCAUGGGAUAUCGAUUUGGGAGACUAUGUGACUAUUUCUGUCGAAGAUGAAAAUGGAAAUGUCAUUGCCACUAAUUUUGAUGGUAGCAAGAUGCCUGUGCCAGACUUUAACUUUACCUACUCCGCCAAGUAUAAAGACUUGUUUCUUCAAGUCAAAACAGGACCGGCCCCACUGUUUACAUUCACAUUAGGCGUUUUGUUUGAUUCCAAAGCCCGGGUGUAUGUGCCAAAUCAUUGCGUUCCCAGAUGGCAGAUGACAACUUCGGAGCACGCGGUGUCGCAGAAGUACAAGCAAGGAAAUGAUACAAUUGCUGUGCUUACCUCUUAG
This is a messenger RNA of Stylophora pistillata, 679 nucleotides long. RefSeq lists its product as uncharacterized. The record is from RefSeq and is a predicted model, not a curated record. Lineage: Eukaryota; Metazoa; Cnidaria; Anthozoa; Scleractinia; Pocilloporidae.